Molecule: messenger RNA, 969 nt
Organism: Protobothrops mucrosquamatus (brown spotted pit viper)
Lineage: Eukaryota; Metazoa; Chordata; Lepidosauria; Squamata; Viperidae
Gene: ZGLP1
Product: zinc finger GATA like protein 1
Exons: 7
Coding region: 1-969 (322 amino acids)
Biological process (GO): regulation of transcription by RNA polymerase II; spermatogenesis; oocyte development
Cellular component (GO): nucleus
Molecular function (GO): zinc ion binding; sequence-specific DNA binding
Source: RefSeq, a predicted model, not a curated record
AUGGAGGGGGAGCUUUUCUUGGAAGGGCAACCCCCGGACUUUUCCAUCCUGCAGGAACUGCUCUGCCCACCUUGCCUGGAGUCCGAGCCUAGUUGCAAUCCGGUCUCCGCUUCAGGGGACUUCGGGUCAGAAACAGCCGCGGCUAGAGAAUUCGGGUUUGAGCCUUUCAGCAACAUGGCUUGUUGCCUUCAGAUGCCAGAUAGCAAAGCCCUCAGCUUCCUGCAGGAGAGUACCCAGCUGCUGUCCCAAGCAGAGCCAAUCGGCAUGCCUUUUGCUCCCACGGAUGCUCUGAAUCUCAUCAGCCUCCAUUGCUCCAGCCUUGAGUCAGAACCUCUAGAUCAGGUCAAGCCCCCAGAAGCUGGGGAAAUUGCUCAUGAGAGGUCUCCCAUUACCCACUCUAAAGACCAUAGUAGUCACCUGCUGGGGCGAGCUUGUGUGGAAGAGCCCAGACUGACCCAACUCUCUGAGUCACAAAGAGGCAGGAGGAGAGUCUUCCGCAAGCAGCCUAAACCCAGAAGGAGCUAUGAAGCUCUGGACCCAAAUUUCCAAGGGGUGACACUCCACAUGAAAUUGUGUCUGUGUCAAAGCUCUUCAGAGGGCUGUCGCCUUAUCAUUAACCCCCAAUUCAGCAGUGGAAAACUUAGGAAAAGAAGUGGAGUUCCUUUAGCAGAAGAGUGCAAAACUGGCAGUUUGGAAGAGGAAGGAUUCGUCCCUGCACACAGAAAUAAGCGUUGUGCUUCCUGCAAGACUAGAAAAACUCCACUGUGGAGAGAUGCUGAAGAUGGGACCCCUCUGUGUAAUGCUUGCGGCAUUAGGUACAAAAAGUACAGAAUAAGAUGUUUUCACUGCUGGAGUAUUCCAAAGCAUGGUGGGAAACCUUACCCACAUUGUUCCAACUGUGGAGGGAAGUUGGGUGUGGUAGCUGCCCAGCAGAAACCUGGAAGAAGGUACAGCAAACUGGUCAAUUAA